Molecule: messenger RNA, 1003 nt
Organism: Phragmites australis (common reed)
Lineage: Eukaryota; Viridiplantae; Streptophyta; Magnoliopsida; Poales; Poaceae
Product: protein TIFY 3-like
Exons: 5
Coding region: 97-720 (207 amino acids)
Biological process (GO): regulation of defense response; regulation of jasmonic acid mediated signaling pathway; response to wounding
Cellular component (GO): nucleus
Source: RefSeq, a predicted model, not a curated record
GUGAAGUGAGGAUCCCGGUCGCUCUCUCGCCCCUCUGUUUGCCCCUUUUUCAUUUUCAAGUCCCAAGCGCCGGGCAGAGGGCGCGAGUUGGUUGAGAUGGAUCUGUUGGAGAGGAACAUUAAGAAGGGAGAGGAGGUGACGGGCAAGGAACAGGAGAGGAAGGAGGAGGAGAAGAAGACGACCCAGGACUCCCAGCAAGGCCAAGGCCUGAGCCUCUCACUCGCCAGCAGCAGCAGCAGGUCUGGAAUGCUGCCAAUGUCGACCCCUCCAGCAAAUCCUGCACAGCUUACAAUUUUCUUUGGUGGAUCUGUAUGUGUGUAUGACUCAGUGCCUCCAGAGAAGGCUCAAGCAAUCAUGCUUAUUGCAGCAGCUGCUGCAGCUGCGGCGGCGACCAAAAGCAAUACUGCCACUGCUGUUAAGCCUCCAAUUGUGCCUGCCGCCACUUUUGCCCAAGCAGCGGUCUCUCCGGUGCUCACACGGUCUCUCUCACUGCAGAGCACUUCAGUAGCAACUGGACAGCCUCAGGUUGUUGCUGACCCUAGCUCAAUGUGCAAGCUUCAGGCUGAUCUCCCCAUUGCCAGGAGGCACUCUCUUCAGCGCUUCCUGGAGAAACGCCGUGACAGCAGGAUUGUGAACAAAGCUCCAUACAGCCCCGUGAAGUCAUAUGAGGGCAUGGAGUCAGCUGGGAUGGAUGUGACUGCCGAAGGCAAGGCAGAGUGACUUGAAAGACAGAGCCGCGAACCAGGAAGUAUGAAUGAUGAAGGCUGAUGUUUGGAGGCAGGGAGAUGUGUGUGUUAGCUUAUGUCACACCUCAGAACCUUACUAAUAAUGGGACCGGAACCUAUAUUACCUUUGUUCCGUUGUCAUGCGCUAGUUUAUUCUGCAGUGAAUUUGUUUACCCGCAUACCGAACCGCUAUAAUAUGGCAAUGUAUAUCAUGCCUGUCAUCUGUCUGACUAUGUUACAAUGUUCGUCUAGUAAUGAUAUAGUAACAUCUAUUGUCA